GGCUCGCCGUGCGCGGUGCGCCCCGACUCGUUUUGCGGGCGAGUGCGCGGCGAGAGCCGCCGGUGUUUGCGCUGAUAGUUAUUAGAAAUUGAUCCUCUUCUGCCUUUGUUCAGUUCAAUCAUCGAUCAGCGGUGGAGGGACCGCGGAGCGGCGGCGCAGCCUCCGCUCGCCACACCGAUCUGGGAUCAGCACCGCGGACAGCACUGGCGCUUUUACGCGCGCUGGGCUUUUUCUUUUUUCGGGGGCUCUUUUCACUCCUUAUUGUGGCCGACAGGCACCGUCCUACUCACAUGUACGGAAACUUUUAACGCGUUUCCCGGACGUAGGCUGCAACUUUUUUUUUUGCGCCCAGCUUAAUGUUUUAUGCGGGGGCUUUGCGUCGACGGCCGUCGCGUCGCCGCUGCGUCUCCCAGUGGGCUGUCUUGCCCAAUUCCUCUCAUUUAUUGUUUUUUUUUAUUUUUUGUUUUUCUUUAUAUGUUGGGGAACGUUGUUGAGUUGAAUUUGUGAUUGGCAAAGUUUAUUUCCUGCGGCUGCGUUUCGUGACGUUUGGCAGGCAAAUAAGACCCCCGUCCGGGUACGCGUAGCCCUGCGAGCGGACCGCGGACCGCGGUGGCGUCGGCGCGGCGCGGCGCGGCGCACGCGACCGGCGGCGAGUGGUCGGAAAGAGCCGGCGCGUGUCGACGCGCAGACGCGGCUGUGUCGCGGACGCGGACAUGUCGGGGUGGCUGGCGGAGAAUGUGGCAGAGGGAGCUAAACUCUGUAGCAUCUGAGCUGGCGGGCCGACAAGAGGAGAGUGAACAUUCCCACAAGCACCUGGUAGAGCUGAGCAGGGAGUUCAAGAGAAAUGUCCCUGAGGAGGUGCGGGAGAUGGUGGCACCUGUGCUCAAGAGUUUCCAGGCUCAGGUGGUUGCUCUGAACAAGCGCAGUAAGGAGGCAGAGUCUGCGUUCCUUGGAAUCUACAAACAGCUUAUCGAGGCCCCAGAUCCGGCUCCUGUGCUGGAGGCCUCACACACCCUGGAGGAAAGGCUGCAGCAGCUUCAGAGCCCGGCCCCAGACAGCUCGGCCCUGGUGCGAGAGAUCAGCGGGCACUGGAAGAAACACUUGGAGUGCCUUGAAAGGACAGAGCCCACAAAGGACGGCCGUGUAGUCUCAGGGGCAGCAGUGACAGGAGAGGCCCCAGAAUCAAGCUCUCCGGCCUCCCUGAUGACCCCCAACAGCACACCAGCUCCUGGGGCCCCAAGCUCCCCACAGCCCAACUACCAGGACCAAGCUGAGGACCGAGGGGAAGAGGAGGCGAGUGCUGAUGUUAGUUUGGCUGACAGACUAUCAGAGGCCGAGGAGAAGAUCAAGGUUCUGCAUUCAUCUUUGAACACUGCACAGACAGAGCUCCUGGACCUGCGGUGUCAAUACAAGCAAGAGAUGACGAAGAAGGCAGGGGAGGUCGACGCCAUCAUGGCAAAUCUCGAGAAAGCAAACCAGAGAGCGGAAAUGGCUCAGAGGGAAGUGGAGAGGCUAAAGCUGCAGAUAGCCAGUGGCCAGAGUGCCACCACGGGGAAUUGCCAUCCAGCAGUGGGUACUAGCAGGGAGAAGAUUGAGAAGGGCGAGGUGUUGCCCUCGCAGUUGGAGGCCGCCCUGCUGGCUAAAGACACCGAAAUCCUCCGCCUCCUUGAAAACAUUCAGCGGCUGCAGUUCACUCUGCAGGAAGUUCAGGAGACGUCGGCCAAUCAGAUGCUGGAGCUGGAACGCCAGUUGGCCUAUAAGACUGAAGCUAUUGAGAGAUUAGAAGCUAAACUGCAAUCCCAGAUUGACUAUGAAGAGAUUAAAACUGAACUCAGUAUCCUGAAGGUAAUGAAGCUGGCUUCAGCUAAUGGCGGCUCGUCUCAGGAGUCUGCCAAGGCUGCAGAGGUUCUAUUGCUGGAUAAAGAGGCCUUUCUUCCAUCUCACAAAUACCUGGUGGAUAAGGCUCGAAUUUUGCAUAACAAUGAUGACGACCAGUCGGAUGAUGCAGGAAGGGAGACAGGCCGACCACCCAACUCCCACUCAUCCUCCUCUCAGUUCAAUGGCCAUGGCUCCCCCAGCCCAGGCCCCCCCGCCUUGGACGGCUCCUCCUCCAGCCAUGAUUUGCCUCGUCCCUUCUCUGUGUCGCCAUGCUCCGGGGACCGACAUUCAGGAGAUCACAUCCUCCACAAGCAGCUCCUUUCCCCACACUUUAAAAGGGAAGGGCUCAUGGCUUUCCCCACGGCCCUCUAUGCAGCCAAAGUUGCCCUCAUGUCAGCGACUCAAGGGUCUGCAGCGGCCAGUAGUGUGGACGCUGGCUUGCCCAGCGACCAGUCAGAAAGCGGCAGCUCAACUGCAGGAGACGAGGACCAACUGGACACGGCCGAGAUUGCCUUCCAGGUGAAGGAGCAGCUGCUAAAACAUAACAUUGGCCAGCGCGUGUUUGGCCACUAUGUGCUGGGCCUCUCCCAGGGCUCGGUCAGUGAAAUCCUAGCAAGACCCAAACCCUGGAGGAAGCUGACUGUGAAAGGCAAAGAGCCUUUUAUUAAGAUGAAGCAGUUCCUCUCUGAUGACCAGAACAUCCUGGCACUUAGGACCAUCCAGGUCCGCCAGAGAGGGAGCAUCACUCCGCGCAUCCGAACUCCUGAAACUGGGUCAGAUGAUGCCAUUAGGAAUAUCCUGGAGCAGGCCAAGAAGGAGAUCCAAUCCCAAAGGGGAGGGGAUGGCAAGUCAUCUCUGCACAGCUCAUCAGGCAGAAGCAGUAAUGGAGCAGGCAGCAGCUCUGAUGAAACCAUAAAGAACAUCUUAGAACAGGCCAAGAGGGAGAUGGAGGCCCAGCAGCAGGCCCUGAUGGAGAUGGAGGUCUGUGGUAGGGCCUCGACUGCCAGUUCAGGAGCACAGGUGGAACGUCUAGGGCCCCCAGAACGCUCCAGGGGCCUGCCUUUACCCAUCUCCAUCAAACAGGAGGAAGGGGGCUGCGUUACCGUGUGCAUGGCCAACCCUGUCAGCAGCCCACAAACACCCCUCAGUGUGCUCUCCCCUGCCGCCUUUGUCCAGAACAUCAUCCGCAAAGUCAAGUCAGAAAUCGGGGAAGCGGGCACCUACUUCGAUCAGCACUGGUCACAGGAGCGGGGGUCGAUGGGGCUCGGUGGCGGAGGUAGCUCUCGGCCCUUCAAUUCUGUCUCUCCUUCCUUGUCGUCCUCCUCCUCUGGGCCCUCUACCUUGCCCCGCCCCUGGCCCCGUCUGGAGAACGGCGAGUGUCUCCCCAACAGUGAGGAGGCCUCUGCUGCUGAGGACGAGCUGGGACUCAGCCGGCCGGUGGAGGUGAAGGUGGAGUCGGAUACAUCUGUAAGCGGCGAGUCCCCAGGACCUGGUCCAGGACGCCUAUCCUACUACCCAGCCUACAUCCCCCGUGCCCUCAAGCCUACCGUGCCGCCGCUGACGCCAGAGCAGUAUGAGAUGUAUAUGUACCGAGAGGUGGACACCAUUGAGCUGACCAGGCAGGUGAAGGAGAAGCUGGCAAAGAACGGCAUCUGUCAGAGGAUCUUUGGUGAAAAGGUGCUGGGGCUUUCUCAGGGCAGCGUGAGCGACAUGCUGUCUCGGCCCAAACCCUGGAGCAAGCUAACCCAGAAAGGCAGGGAGCCCUUCAUCCGCAUGCAGCUGUGGUUACUCGACCAGUUAGGUCAGAGCCUCAGCCAGCCCCCAAACCAGGGCCAUGCUCAGGAUAAAAGCCCAGUGACGGCCCAGUCUUCCCCCUCCCCGCCCCCUAGCCCAGUGGAUAGCCACCCAAGUCCACAGGUGGAGCCUGUCAGCCUCUCCCUGGAGAGCAGCAAGGAGAACCAGCAGCCUGAGAGCCUAGGGCUGGGGCUGCCCCCCCACCCAGAGGGAGGGAAACCCACUCCCAGCCUCAUGGCCUUGCAUCAGACCACAAACCCACUGGGCAUCCAGGAACUGGUGGCCAUAUCUUCUGAGCUGGACACCUAUGCCAUCACCAAGAAGGUCAAGGAGGUGCUAACAGACAACAACCUAGGCCAGCGUCUUUUUGGGGAAACCAUCCUGGGUCUGACCCAAGGCUCUGUGUCAGACCUGCUCUCUAGGCCCAAACCUUGGCACAAACUCAGCCUGAAAGGCAGGGAGCCGUUUGUCCGCAUGCAGCUGUGGCUCAAUGAUCCUCACAAUGUAGACAAGCUGAGGGCCAUGAAGAAGUUGGAGAAGAAAGAUAUCACUGUCUUCCCUCCAGCCUAUCUGAAAAGGCGCUACGGGCUGCUGAGCACUGGCUCGGACAGCGACUCACCCAGUACUCGUUCCGAGUGUGUGAGUCCAGCCUUGGUCUCGCUGGACCUGUGCCCUUACAGCCAGGUGAAGAAGGCCCGGGUGGUGCUGGGAGCUGAGGAGAAGGAAGCCUUGAGGAAGGCCUACCUGCUGGAGCCCUACCCCUCCCAGAACACGAUCGAGAUGCUGGCCUCCCAGCUCAACCUAAAGACCAACACUGUCAUCAACUGGUUCCACAACUACAGGUCCAGGAUGCGACGGGAGGUGCUGAUGGAGGGUCUGCCAGACAAUGAUACAGAUGCUGAGCACCACAGCUACUCCCCCUCGGUGACGCGGAGCCCCCACUCUGAUGGAGAGGAGAGGAGGCUGCAGAAGCCCUCAGGACACAUCCACUCCAGCCUUCCUCUCAGCGCCAACACAGCACUGCCUCACGUCAAACAGGAAGCAAUAGACAGGGAAGACGAGGGGGAAGACGUAAAGGAGGGCUCCCUGAAACAGUCAAGAGUUCAGUGUUUUUCUACAGCAGGACCAUUCCCGCAGCUGAAAAGUGAGCACGAGGACAACGCUGGCUGUCGUGAGACCCACUUGGCUAACCAGAGCCUGAGGCACGAAGAGGGGGUGAGCAGCCAAGCUCAAGGGCUCUACCCGGGCGCAGUCUCCAUAGAUGGACCCCAAAGAGCCAGUCAGUCCAGGCAUGAGGGGGAAGAUGCUGGAAAGUCACCCGUUGACCCAGUCAGCUUCAAGGCUUCGUCAGAGCCCUGCCGUAGCAGCCUGGAAGUCUCCCUGAACUCCCCCUCUGCUGCAUCCUCACCCGGCCUCAUGAUGUCAGUCUCCCCCAUCCCUUCCUCCUCUGCUCCCAUAUCGCCCUCGCUGCCCAAUCCGCCCUCAACAAGCACCAAUCAUAGCCUGGACCCUAACCAGAUCCCUCCCUUCCAAAGCCCCAAACUCAACAGAAGCACUCUGAGACGCAAUGAAAAAAUGGCCAACCUCAAUAACAUCAUCCAUAGGCUAGAGAGAGCAGCCAACCGAGAAGAAACACUGGAAUGGGAGUUUUAAGCCCCCCCUUACUUGUAUCUAGUCCUGAUGACCCUCGCGCCAGACAGGGGAGUCUUCAGGGGAGAAUCUUUCUGAAGACUUUAAACGGAGCCUGGACCCGGAAGGCCUGUUCUCUCACACUGAAAACUGAUAGGAAACGGGAAUGCAGAGCUAAACAUAUGGCUAAACUCCCUGGAAGAACUCGAAAGUGAACAAACUAAAAAAGAUUUAUAAAUGUGUAUUUGUUUUUGUUUUUGAUAAUGCGUACUACUUUGAAAUAUAUGUGACAGCAUUAGCUGUUGUUUUACCUUUUGGACUUAACAUGAAGACUUUUGCAGCUAUGGUGUCAUAAAAUGUACACUGAAGUUCUGUAGAUUGCCACUGGGUGAGAUUAAAAAAAGACCCUUGUCUUAAGCCAUUAAAAGCACUAUAACUAUUUGAAAAGAGACAUUGACCAAAUUUGCUACUUUUUGAAUAGCAAUUUUUCAGAUUUUGUCUGUAAGACUGGACAGUUUAAGUCAAGUAACAUGAAAUCCUAUUACUGACUGAGGGAUAGUCCUUUACGACUCUAAAUAUUCAACAUCUUGUAUGUAUUAAGUUUCUCUGUGAUAUGUUUUGAAAUAUUUGUAACUCACAUGUAUAAAAUGUGGUUGUACAUGUUGUAGAAUUGUCUGCAAUAGCCUUCUCUAAACCUGAUGUAGCAUGGUACUCACCUGACCCUGUUAUCCUCUGUAGUUAGUCACCUGUGAUUAUACUUGAGUGAAAACAAGAUAAAAAAAAGUUGAAAACCCUGCAAAAUAUAAGAAAAAAGUAAACGUUAAAUCUAAUAAGUAGAGUAAUUUUUAGUGUUUUUUUUUCCCGUUUUUAAAAAAAUAAUCCUUGAGGUUUACAGUUUAGGGCCCUUGUGCUUUUGGUGGCACAGUUUACACGAUUUCUUUCAGACUUACCUCUCUGACCCUCUUAAGGCACUGGUUCGCAGACUGUAACAGGCCAAGACACAGGACACCUGGUUUACCUCAGAUUAUGUUGAUGCACAUCAUGCUGUGAACAUGCGUUUCAUUCUUAUACAUAAACAUGACCCACGCUUAUUUGAACAAAUGGGGAGGAAUGUACUUGUAUCAUGCCUCGGACGUGCAGAGAUAAAACACAUGGAGAGCUUCUAACAAGCAAAAUCAGUGUGUAACAAAUAUGCUGCUGUUUGUAGAGACGGGGAGCUAGUAAAUCUUGUGUUUUUUGCUCCUCACUCACUGGAUUGAGUGCACUUUCUCAAAAUGCGUCUUUCACUGUAGCUAGAAUAAGGUGUACUUUAUCAAACAACUUGACCUCUAAGUACUGAGAUGCUGUUUAGCUGAACAGUUUGAUAAAAGGUUGCCAGGAGGGCUGAGAAUUGACUUCCUUUGUUUUUUGAGAGCAUGAUACACAUGGUAUGGCCUCUCAUCAACAUGAAAACAUUCGAUCCGUAGGUACGCUAUAUUCAAGGACACAAAAGGUUACAGGUAUCCCCUCAUAUUAUCUUUAACCACUUGUGUAUUGUGUCUGUAAAAGUUUCUUUGUCAUGCUUGCAAAAUGUUCUUUAUGUAUUUUGCCUCUAUUUUAUACUCAGAACAGUUAACUAGAUAUUCAAUACCUCGUGUAUGAACUACUUACAGCACUUAGAUUUUUGAUAAUUGUGAGGACUCAAGAAAAAUUUCAAAUAUCAACAUUAUCCUAACUUAGUGUCCACAAGUCUUUGCCUUUACUGUAUCGUUGAAGUUGGUAGUAAACACUUGCACAUGUCUACAUAGUUCAGAGGACUUGAAUUGUAUUAUGUAGAGAUAUAUAUUACACAUUUACUAAAAAAGAUAAUAUCUUACAUUCUUGGAACAAAAUGUGCUGAUUAUAUUGAGAUAGAGUGUACAGAUUUAAUAAACCAAACCCAUUCAAGCCAGUUCUGGUCUGGCAAGCUUGCCCACGUUUUAGACCUUUUCUCAGGGUAGUCUUGCUUUUUAAAGCUUUACUGAAACAGUUGCUCUCAUCAGUGGUUCUGAAAAUGAUGAAACAUGUGGUGUAGAGAAUGACUUCAUUAUAUGUUAAAUAGGCCUGUGGAAGCUCUAAGUAUAUGGGAAUUGUAACUUUUCACAGGAAACAGUGAUUUGUUAGAGAGUUGUUGCUGUUUGUAAUAAAUUACACAGAUGUGUCAGAGUACAGCGCAGAUUGGAACCACCAGGAUGAGGCUGAUGGGUCGCAUUAUUUUAGCUCAGUAGACUUUAAUCUCUAAAAUACUGUUCUUGUUUUCUCUUGGAGCCUCAAAAGAUUUUUUCUCUGGUUUUGGUACCACCAUUUUUUGUGCAUAAUAUACUGUAUUAUUAGAAGUUGCAUUUCUUUCAUUGAAGUUUCAUCACCUUUCAUGGUAACAUCGUAUGAUUGAAAAAGAAAUGUAUUUACCCAGACCAUUAUAUCUUCAUGUAAAGCUCAUCUCAUUGUUUUGCAUGCAAAUCCGUUCUGGUCACAUGACAAGGUUGACAAGGAUAGACUGUGUUUUUGUGUUCUUCUUACACAAAGACAUUGAAUCAGCACUUAAAGUCUUUUUUUUUAACAUUAGUGAAGUCCAUGCAUGAUACAACUGGUGAAUUUGGCUCACACAGGGCCAUCAUGACUCCAGUCCAAUCAGAACUAAAAAAAAUACUCAGUAAACAUUGCUAGCAGUAAAUUUAAAAUCAAGAUUAUUUGUGCCAUAUCAUUUGCCUCAUGCACUAUCCUCAUAGGAGAAAUGCCUUGUGGUAACGUGUGAUCUAAGAGGGGUGUAGGGCUUUUUCUCACCAGGUUCAGAAAAAAAAGCUAAGCUUUUUUUGUAACAACAGCCCCACACAUUAAAUUCAUUUCAUUUUAUAAUUGACAUUUGUCACUAAAUAAUGAGGAAAUUGGUCAGCAAAAUUUGAAUGAGUGCAUUCAGAGUUGUUAAACAGACAAUUUACAAUCUGAUACUGAGGGUUCGUCACGAAGACAACGUUUCAGCUGUGAGACAAGAAAGGGAAUUUCCUGCAGACUUAAAUAACGGUCUAAUGCCUCACAUGUCAGGCUAUUAAAUGUUAAAUACUGGACAAAAGUAUGCCAAGCGUCUUGGAAUUGAAUUUGCAUAUGUAAGCCAUCAACCAAUACAUAAUUGUUUAA
This is a messenger RNA of Scophthalmus maximus (turbot), 8454 nucleotides long. RefSeq names its product cut-like homeobox 2b (gene cux2b). The coding region runs from base 736 to 5325 and encodes 1529 amino acids. Lineage: Eukaryota; Metazoa; Chordata; Actinopteri; Pleuronectiformes; Scophthalmidae. The record is from RefSeq and is a predicted model, not a curated record. Gene Ontology annotation, molecular function: DNA binding; DNA-binding transcription factor activity, RNA polymerase II-specific. Gene Ontology annotation, biological process: regulation of DNA-templated transcription. The transcript is spliced from 22 exons.